Synchiropus splendidus (mandarinfish) is the source of this 3387-nucleotide messenger RNA. RefSeq names its product transcriptional regulator QRICH1-like. The transcript has 12 exons. Bases 233 to 2479 code for a protein of 748 amino acids. NCBI's taxonomy places the organism in Eukaryota, Metazoa, Chordata, Actinopteri, Syngnathiformes, Callionymidae. The record is from RefSeq and is a predicted model, not a curated record.
UUGCUUAUUGGUCUGUUGUUGAUGUUGUAAGAUGGCGCCCAGCGAAAUAUGAGAUAAAAACUACAUCUACACAAGGAAAGGGAAACGCUUGACCAAGGUUCUGUCGACCAGAAAACCUUCUUUGGUUCUUUGGUUGGAGAACAGUUACAGUUUUGAAGCAGAAGAAGCGCUUCCGGGCGGCUCCGUUGGGGAAAAGAGAGUAUCCUUCAACAAAGUGGAACCGUGUGAAGCAAUGAAUAACUCUUUGGACAGUGCAGGAUCCUAUGAGGAGCUUGUGAGGCAGAAAGCUCGCAGCAUCCCUCAGCAUCGCAUGAAGGAAUUUUUGGAAUCCUUAGCGAAUAAGGGUCCAGAUGCCCUGCAGGAGUUCAGCCAACAGUCUGGAGAAGUUACAACAACAACCACCAGUAUGAUCUACCAGCAAGAAACCAAUUGCAUCUACACGGAUAGCACAGAAGUUGCUGGAUCUCUUUUGGAACUUGCAUGUCCGGUUCAAGUGCAAGUCCAACCACAGCAGCAACAGAUUCAAGAGGCAGCGGCUCAGCAGCAAGCUGUUCAACAGAAUGCAGAAAUUGUGCAGGUCCAGAUCCAGGGUAAUCAGCAUGGACAGAUGCUGGGUCAGGUACUGCAAGUACCCACUGGCUCCCACCAACAGCUUCAAGGUGUAACUACAGCUCAGCUGAUUCAGCCUGGCGAACUUACUGAAGAGCAGCACCAACAGCUACAAGCCCAAUUGGUGGCAGCUGUUGCUGGAGGACAACAGAUUCAAAUACAAACAGUGGGAGCACUUUCACCUACCCAGCAGCAGGAUGGCACAGAGAGACGGGUGCUGGGAACUGCUGUUGCCACGUCGCAGGGGGCCGGUGUACUUCAGCCAGCCAAGAAGCGAAAAGUGGACAUGCCUAUUACUGUGUCUUAUGCCUUGCCUGGUCAGCAAGUUGCUACAGUCCUUGCCAUUCCGCAAGGACAGGGUCAGCAGCAGAGUUACGUGUCCCUACGACCAGACCUUUUGACUGUCGACAGCUCUCACCUAUACAGUGCAACAGGAACUAUCACCAGUCCCACAGGGGAGACCUGGACCAUUCCUGUCUAUUCUGCCCCGGCCGGGUCUGGGGGUCGGGAGCAGGUUACACACAUUGCCAUUCCACAAGAGGCCUAUGGAACAGUCCAAGUCGCUGGUGCGAACACUACAACAAUGACAACCUUGCCAACACAGGUUACGAUUGACAAUGACAAGCUCAAGAGUGUUACAAGUCAGAGUCAGACGGCACAAGCCGUUUCAAGCAUUACAAGUUCUGGAGGAAUGACUGGCCAGGAAGAAGUUGUUCACACUCUUGCUGCAAAUACCUUGUUCCCUGCGCAACUGAUGAAUGGAAACAUCCACAUCCCAGUGGCAGUGCAGGGGUAUCCUAAUGCUACACAGUCCCUGAUCUGGGACCCACAACAGCAAGUGCUACACACACAAACACUGACUGGACAGGAUGCACAGCAGUUACAGGGUCAGACAGUGGUGGCGGAAGUUGAUGGCCAAGGCCAGCAGCAGGUUCAGGUCCAAGAACUGCUGCUGCCCGCCACUCUGAAGCCUGAGGAAGGAUUGGAGGUUUGGCGGAUUUGGGCCCAACGGAAAAAUGCAGAAUUGGAAAAAUCUGAGAAGCAAAAACUGGCUCCCAUCGGACGUCGCCAAGUUCUGAGGUUCCAGGAGGACUUGAUUUCAAGUGCAGUGGCUGAACUCUGCAUGGGUCUGUCAAUGAUGACAACUGAGGCCAGGGGCCUGGAGGGGGAGACAUAUGAGGCUGAUGUGCUUUACUAUGUAUUUCUGUGCAUACAAAAAUAUCUUUUUGAUAACGGCCGUGUGGAUGACGUCUUUUCGGAUCAGUACUAUGCUCGCUUUGCUCAAUGUUUGCAUCAAAUCCUGGAAACCUGGAAUCCAACUGUUCACCCUUUAGGCUAUAUUAUCCCCAGUCAUGUAACAGAAGAGAUGCUGUGGGAAUGUAAACAGUUGGGGGCCCACUCGCCCUCCACACUGCUCACAACGCUGAUGUUCUUCAACACAAAAUAUUUCCACCUGAAGACGGUGGAGCAGCAUCUUAAAGUUGCGUUCUCUAAAGUGUUGAGACACACCAGGAAGAGUCCCAAUAACCCCAAAGACAAGAGUACCAGCAUCCGGUACCUGAAGUCAACUGAGAGGUUUAUUGGACAGAAAGUCACGGAUGACAUGUACUCAGAGCAGCUGGAGGAUCCUGAGAACCCCUUACGAUGCCCAAUCAAGCUCUACGACUUCUACCUCUUCAAAUGUCCGCAGAGUGCUAAGGGACGCAACGACACCUUCUACCUGACUCCUGAACCUGUGGUGGCUCCCAACAGUCCCAUAUGGUAUUCGACACAACCAAUCCCAAAAGAGCAGCUGGAGCAGAUGUUGGCGCGCAUCCUGGCUGUCAGAGAAAUCCAGGAAGCCGUUCACAUGUCGGACAGUGGGCAGUAAUCCAACCUGGGAACUCUUAAUGGACUCUUCUUCACACUUGGAACAGCCUUGGAUCUGUCUUGGUAGUUUUGUACUUACGCCUUCUGUUGGCCUGGAAGAGCGGCAUGUGUCUGUUUAUACUCAUCGUGUCAACAUAUAAUCUAUACAUAACUGUACAUACGCUUAACACAUGCAGAUGCUUGUGUCUGAUGACUUACUUCCACUUCAUAUUUUCUUUGUUCGGCCAAAGGACGAUUGGACCUUUAUUUAAAUGUUAUUUUUAACUUUGUACCAAUAGUCGGAAACAGUUAAUAUACUUUCUAUUUGUUUUAAUCUGUAUAUAUAUUGCAUAUAUAUUUUCACAGUGUCAGACCUGCUCUCUGUCUCUUCUGCUUUUCCUUUUUCUCUGGUAGGUAAAAAAACCCCAAAACAAGUGAUCAUUUACCUUUACACGACCACUGUUUGGUUUAUUGAAAAGGUGGUUUGCUCUGCAGCGCCUCCAUGUUGGAGGGCGAAAUUGCAAGUAUUCACACGUGGAAAUAAACGUUGCAUCACAAUUCUGCAGUACCGGAACUUGCCACAUGAUGGGACUGAAAGUUCUCCAUAACAAUUAUUAAUCUGAGCAGGACUUGCUGUAUAAGUUACUGCCCUAUCACAGAUAAAGGACUCUGUUCGAAGACCCAGAUGAUCUAUAAUGUACUUGUGUCUCCUUCUUGUAUGAUACUGGGUUUCGGUUAUCUAAGGAGAAUGGCAGUGCCUGUGUUUCUUCUGUUUUGAAACAUGACCUUUUUGUACAUCCACCAUUUGUCUGCCUUUCUAGCCAGUCUGGUUUUAAACCCACAUCUUCUCAGUACCGAUUGCUUUAGUUGUGUUAUAACUGAUGCACAAUGAUUUUUAAAAACAAUAAAAGUAAUCUCACAGCGGUGCUG